CACUGACAGAGGAAGGCGAGAGAUUCAGUGUGUGUGAGCUUUUACCUGGAAAUGUAUGCAUUUUUGCUACAUCGUUUAUGUGACUUUAUAUUUUCCACUGAGGUAACUUCGUUUUAGCCUAGUCGGACUGAUCAUAUACCAUAUUCCCACAUUGCUCAUUGUUCUGUGCCUGUGGAGAUGGUGAGUGUUCCGGACGCAGGUGUUCUUCAGGAUGGGGAGACUGUAGUCGAGGGGCCAAUAGGACCUGAGGACUGGAGCGAGAUGGCGAUGGAAGCUCGGUGUCAGGCUGGAGAUGAGAAGGCUGACCGGUGGCGGACUCUGGGAAUCGUCUGGAGAAACGUUAUCCUCAUGGCCCUUCUGCACAUCGGAGCGGUGUAUUCCAUCCUUGUUAUCCCCAGAGCGAGGCCCCUUACCUGGGUCUGGUGUAAGUCUUAUCUGCCGGAGAUAAAUAACUUGCUGUGUGUAGGCUACCACUCAUAGCGUGCUUGUGCAACUUCUGGAAAUUACCUCGGUGCAAGCAGGUGCCACUGAAUACGUGAUGAGAUGCAUGUUAAAUGUAGCCUACCCGACUACCAAAGAGUAUGCUAUUUAUGUUUAACACAUAUUUAUGAAUAAACGAAGAUGCCAGCACUAUAAAUAAUGAUUAUUAUUGCGCCUGUGAAUUUAAUUUGCUCUUAUUGCGCCUGUGAAUUUAAUUUGCCCUAAAAAAGGCAUAAUGUGUUUUUCUCAAUGUUAUAGAGCAGAGUAACCCCUCUAAUUACUCUGUAACGAUCAGCUAUUUUAGAGACAGAAAUUCCUCUGAUUUCAUAACUGAAAAGGUAUUGUCAUAUAAGACGUGUUUAAUUCAAGUAAGCAAAUAUGUAGAUUUAUUAUAGUGUGUGUGUAUAUAUAUAUAUAUAUAUAUAUAUAUAUAUAUUUGGCAGCGAGAGCUUUUAGUGAGAUAAUUGAGAUGACAAUUGAACAUCUUGAACAGAUUGUGCCUUCAAAAUGUAGUGGCAUCAAGUACGCCCCAUGUCAGAAACAGCGGGCAUCUUGUUUUAUAAGGGUUUCUAAAUGAAACCUGAUUAAACGAUAAAGUGAGGAAGUGUAUUGAUGACCUAAAACAUGAAUAUACGGUAGGUAAUAUCCCAAACUAAUUUAAAAUAAUAAUUUAAAAUCAAGUUGUUAUCUUCUACCAAAUGACCAUGUUAUAAUUAUUAGCUACAUCCUCAUUUUGAGCUGUUAAGAUAUUAAUUGAGGGAUAACCAUAAUCUGUAAUUUGUUUAUUUUCUUGGAAUGCGUUGAAGCUUGACCAUGUCCAGUCACAGUGUGGCCUGCCCUGUAGGAGCAGUGUCUGUGUCACUCUCUGGGUGGGUGUUUACCAUGCCCCAGUCAGUCAUCACAGUGAUGCACUGUUCUUCUAAUCAAUUCCACCGAGACAUCAGACAGCACAGCUCUCCAAGUGGAACACUUUUCAUUAGUCUAAUCAUUAAUCGUUUGAACAGGGGGGAUACUAUUUAUAGCUGCACAGCCUCCGGUUUAUGAGCCCUCAUUAUUCAAAAGCACCUUUUUUUGUGAACUGGUAUUGCUAUUUUUGGGGUAUUUUUUUAGGAUCCCCAUUAGCUGUUGCAAAAGCAGCAGCUACUCUUCCUGGGGUCCACACAAAACAUGAAACAUGACAUAAUACAGAACAUUAAUAGACAAGGACAGCUCAAGAACAGAACUACAUAAAUUUUAAAAAAAGGCACACGUAGCCUACAAAUCAAUACAUACACAAACUAUCUAGGUCAAAUAGGGGAGAGGCGUUGUGCCGUGAGGUGUUGCUUUAUCUGUUUUUUUAAACCAGGUUUGCUGUUUAUUUGAGCAAUAUGAGAUGGAACGGAGUUCCAUGCAAUAAUGGCUCUAUAUAAUACUGUACGCUUUCUUGAAUUUGUUCUAGAUUUGGGGUCUGUGAAAAGACCCCUGGUGGCAUGUCUGGUGGGGUAAGUGUGUGUGUCCGAGCUGUGUGUAAGUUGACUGCAAACAAUUUGGGAUUUUCAACACAUGAAUGUUUCUUAUAAAAAGAAGAAGUGAUGCAGUCAGUCUCUCCUCAACUCUUAGCCAAGAGAGACUGGCAGGCAUAGUAUUUAUAUCAGCCCUCUGAUUACCAUGAAGAGCAAGACGUGCCGCUCUGGGUGCCAGACAGAGAGAUUUGGAUUAGCAUAAACUCUCAGCCUGGUAUCCACCUGUAAUAUUUAUUAACCUGCUGGCCCUGCUGCUAUCUUGGACCAGGCCUCUCUUGCAAAAGAGAUUUAAUCUCACUGAGACUAACCUAGAUAGAUGAAUGUUAAAUAAAAGAGAGGAAUGUGUUUUUUAAAGAUGACACUGUUGUGUGCUAUGAGGGAAGAUUAUAUGAUUACCUGCUUUAUUAGAAAUGCAUAUAUAAUCAUUUGUAACCAGCUAUUAGAAACUUGAAUAAUAGUAGAGUUCUCUGUUUAAAGGAACAGAGGAGACAUACUGCUGAGCACACAGGCAAGGUGUGAGACGACAAGAUGGUUUCACACCUUCCCCCGCCUCAGGGUUGGUUCCUCUCUCCUCCUUUCAGCCAUUCUGCGCGUACGGCCAAGAUCUGGCAACCAUAGAUAGCUCACGGAGCAGAAACAGACUCGUUAUUGUUCUAAAGCAUCCUCUUCCUGAGAAACUAAGCCAGGGUGGGGUAAACAACACCCGGUGCACUCGACCACAAGGUUGACACAAAGUGAUUGUGAAGCCCAGGUGCCCCGGCGAGGAGUGGAAUCAACCAUGUCUCCGCAGCUCCUAGAUUGCUAUAUAAAGACUCUGCAUUCUCCAUAUUGUUGAGCUCUCGGCCUUCCAGCUUAGAGUGUAUGGUUGACCAGCUUCAUUAUUGCAAUAAUUAAAUAAAGAUUAAUUGUUUGAAGAAACUACUGUCUCUCCACAACAGAAUUUCCACAACAGUGCCCAGGUGUGUAACAGGCUGGUAUUCACCUAUAUAUUGUUGUUUGUUAAUGACUCUGUUGUGUCUUCUGGUGUGCUGUUGCAGCCUACGUGUGUUUCAUCGUUACAGCCCUGGGGGUGACAGCAGGGGCCCAUCGGCUGUGGAGCCACCGCUCCUACAGGGCCAAGCUUCCUCUCAGAGUCUUCCUCGCAGCUGCCAACUCCAUGGCCUUCCAGGUUAGCUCCUCUCUCCCUCUGCUGUUGACAUCCCCUGAAUAUAUUUGUUAAUUACUUCAGGUGGGAGUCACUCAUUAGAGAACCUGUGUAAACCAUAAAGCACAGGGAUGAAUAUACAGUGGGGGAAAAAAGUAUUUAGUCAGCCACCAAUUGUGCAAGUUCUCCCACUUAAAAAGAUGAGAGAGGCCUGUAAUUUUCAUCAUAGGUACACGUCAACUAUGACAGACAAACUGAGAAAAAAUAAUCCAGAAAAUCACAUUGUAGGAUUUUUAAUGAAUUUAUUUGCAAAUUAUGGUGGAAAAUAAGUAUUUGGUCAAUAACAAACGUUUCUCAAUACUUUGUUAUAUACCCUUUGUUGGCAAUGACACAGGUCAAACGUUUUCUGUAAGUCUUCACAAGGUUUUCACACACUGUUGCUGGUAUUUUGGCCCAUUCCUCCAUGCAGAUCUCUUCUAGAGCAGUGAUGUUUUGGGGCUGUCGCUGGGCAACACAGACUUUCAACUCCCUCCAAAGAUUUUCUAUGGGGUUGAGAUCUGGAGACUGGCUAGGCCACUCCAGGACCUUGAAAUGCUUCUUACGAAGCCACUCCUUCGUUGCCCGGGCAGUGUGUUUGGGAUCAUUGUCAUGCUGAAAGACCCAGCCACGUUUCAUCUUCAAUGCCCUUGCUGAUGGAAGGAGGUUUUCACUCAAAAUCUCACGAUACAUGGCCCCAUUCAUUCUUUCCUUUACACGGAUCAGUCGUCCUGGUCCCUUUGCAGAAAAACAGCCCCAAAGCAUGAUGUUUCCACCCCCAUGCUUCACAGUAGGUAUGGUGUUCUUUGGAUGCAACUCAGCAUUCUUUGUCCUCCAAACACGACGAGUUGAGUUUUUACCAAAAAGUUAUAUUUUGGUUUCAUCUGACCAUAUGACAUUCUCCCAAUCCUCUUCUGGAUCAUCCAAAUGCACUCUAGCAAACUUCAGACGGGCCUGGACAUGUACUGGCUUAAGCAGGGGGACACAUCUGGCACUGCAGGAUUUGAGUCCCUGGCGGCGUAGUGUGUUACUGAUGGUAGGCUUUGUUACUUUGGUCCCAGCUCUCUGCAGGUCAUUCACUAGGUCCCCCCGUGUGGUUCUGGGAUUUUUGCUCACCGUUCUUGUGAUCAUUUUGACCCCACGGGGUGAGAUCUUGCGUGGAGCCCCAGAUCGAGGGAGAUUAUCAGUGGUCUUGUAUGUCUUCCAUUUCCAAAUAAUUGCUCCCACAGUUGAUUUCUUCAAACCAAGCUGCUUACCUAUUGCAGAUUCAGUCUUCCCAGCCUGGUGCAGGUCUACAAUUUUGUUUCUGGUGUCCUUUGACAGCUCUUGGCCAUAGUGGAGUUUGGAGUGUGACUGUUUGAGGUUGUGGACAGGUGUCUUUUAUACUGAUAACAAGUUCAAACAGGUGCCAUUAAUACAGGUAAUGAGUGGAGGACAGAGGAGCCUCUUAAAGAAGAAGUUACAGGUCUGUGAGAGCCAGAAAUCUUGCUUGUUUGUAGGUGACCAAAUACUUAUUUUCCACCAUAAUUUGCAAAUAAAAUCAUAAAAAAUCCUACAAUGUGAUUUUCGGGAUUUUGUUUUCUCAAUUUGUCUGUCUUAGUUGACGUGUACCUAUGAUGAAAAUUACAGGCCUCUCUCAUCUUUUUAAGUGGGAAAACUUGCACAAUUGGUGGCUGACUAAAUACUUUUUUUCCCCACUGUACAACUUUAAUGUAGUAUCGUAUCGCUGGUCUUUCGACCCUUUUAGACACAUAAAAUACAUCAGCGUUUUUUAAAUACAUUUAAAAACUGGUAAAUAUUAAUCAUUUAAUUUCUGUACUUCUACAAAUCAAAAGCUAUUUCUUCCAAAGUCUCUCUGUGCUCUGUUGCAUCAUGUCAGCAUUACCUAUGAGAAAAGGACCAAAACCCGACCCAUCAGACAAACUGGCAGCUAUAAACAUCAGCUGAAUUUCUUCCCUCUGGAACACAUGACCUCAUUUGAUCUGAGUUUCAGGUUAAUGAAUCUAAUUAAAUGGCUUACCAUUGUGCUCUCAGUCUUCUCCCAGGACCUGAAAUAUAUUACACCACUGGUUUCUAAAGCAGGGAAACAAUGGCUGCAGUGGGAAGUGUCCUGGACAGAAAGAAUAGUGGUAUCGUCAUGACUACCCAGGUGCACUGUGAGAGAUUUUUCUAGAAUAACAAACUGUAGAUGAUGUCAUGUCUCUCUUCACUAAUAAAUCAUGAAUGUCCACCAGAAACUGAAUGUCCUCUUUAUGUAAAAAAUGUUCACUUCACACAUUUUCACACAUCUUUUUCCUCCUCUCUUCCCCAGAAUGACAUAUAUGAGUGGGCGAGAGACCACCGCGUGCACCACAAGUUCUCAGAGACGGAUGCAGACCCCCACAAUGCAACACGAGGCUUUUUCUUCGCUCACAUUGGCUGGCUGUUUGUGCGUAAACACCGUGAUGUCAUCGAGAAGGGAAAGAAGCUGGACGUCACUGACCUCUUGGCUGACCCCGUGGUCCAGUUCCAGAGAAGGUGGGUCCACUGCCCCAUUUCACAUUGACCUUUAGCCCUAGCUGUAGCCCUGUGUGAUUGACCAGAACACAACACCACCCUAACUCUGCACUUGUUUUACUGUAAGUUGAAUGCAGAUAUCAUGAGUUACUCUGUAUAAGAGCUGUAAGAUAUUCUCUCCUCUCCUUUCCUAUUCUCUCCUCUCUUCCCUCGCUUCUCCUCUCAUCACCCCUCCUCUCCUCUUCUCUCUUCCCUCUCUUCUCCUCUCCCUUUCUACUAUAUUUUAUCCCAGGUACUACAAGACCUCAGUCCUGAUCAUGUGCUUCUUGGUUCCCACCGUGGUUCCGUGGUACUUUUGGGGUGAGACGCUGUGGAACUCCUACUUCCUAGCAUCCAUCUUGCGUUACACCGUCUCGCUCAACGUCACCUGGCUGGUGAACAGCGCCGCCCACAUGUACGGGAACCGACCGUACGACCAGAACAUCAGCCCCCGCGAGAACCGCUGGGUCACCUUCGGAGCCAUCGGUGAGUCUGGCUAUGACCUGUUAUUACAUGUUAUAACUCCUAUACAAUAUCUUAUACUGUGGUGACUGAUAAUGUUGUUAUAUCUAUGGUCACUCUUCAUUACUGCUUUGACUUGUCUGAUAUAUUGUCUGAUAUUGUAAGAUUAAUGGAUUGAAAUUACUGGAACUGUAUGCAAAAGAAUACAUAUAACAUUUGUACUUCCACUCCCCACCUAUCCCCCAUCCACAUUCCCCUAGGUGAGGGUUUCCAUAACUUCCACCAUACUUUCCCCUUUGACUACUCUACCAGUGAGUUCGGCCUGCGUUUCAACCCCACCACCUGUUUUAUCGAUCUCAUGUGCUGGAUGGGCCUAGCCAGCAACCGCAAGAAAGCCUCAGUGGAAAUAAUACAGUCCAGGAAACUAAGGACAGGGGAUGGGAGCUACGGAGCAGUCAACAGUACACAAGAGAAAGAAGCAUGA
This is a messenger RNA of Coregonus sp. 'balchen', 6643 nucleotides long. The record is from the annotation of a GenBank genome assembly. Lineage: Eukaryota; Metazoa; Chordata; Actinopteri; Salmoniformes; Salmonidae.